Molecule: messenger RNA, 880 nt
Organism: Vigna unguiculata (cowpea)
Lineage: Eukaryota; Viridiplantae; Streptophyta; Magnoliopsida; Fabales; Fabaceae
Source: RefSeq, a predicted model, not a curated record
UCUAAUUUCUUUUAGUCUUCGUCUUUUAAAGGAAAUACAAUCUCACUCUCUAAUGCUCGCGACCCUUCGUCAUCAAUUUCGCUCUUGCAUCUUUGAAUUCCAACAUUUAAUUGGUAAACGGUUUCAAUUGCAUUUUUGAUUUCUCAAUUUCUCACGUCUUAAAUCUCAGCGGAUUUUUCUUUUCAGAUGUGUCUUGCUUCGAUAUCUAUGGUGUGUUUUAGGUUCUAUGGUGUCUGUGUCGUGGGUUAACGGUGGUUGCUCUGGUGAAGUUUUCAUGGUUGAAUGUUCACAGCGUGUUGCAGGUUCCCAACCAAUUCACAGGUUCGUCGUUGCUUCGAAGUGUUACAGUUGAAGCCUAGAAGUUACUGAAAUGGUGAAUCCGAAUUCAAAGAUGGAAGUGUUUGGGAAGUUUACAUGGACCAUUACCAAUUUCUCCACAUUAGACUCUGAGGAAUUGUACUCGGAUACGUUUACUCUCGAUGGCCACUCAUGGAGGGUUUUUAUAUAUCCAAAAGGGAAUAAAGUGAGUGUUUGUCAAUUUAUUUGGAAUUCUGGUGCUGCUAGUAUGCCUCAGAGAUGGGAAAAAUUUGCAAAUUUUAAAUUCAUUCUUAUUAAUCAGCUCCGUCACAGAAGGAAUAUAAUGGAAGAAGUAGAGAUAUUCAUGAAGCCUACAGACCUAACGUGCGUAGUUGUUCCUGUUUUUCCUCCAUCAGAAUCCAACAUAGUAUUGUAGAAACUAACAUUUUAGUCUUCUUUAUUUUCUUACAUGAUCCAUCAUGAUCCUUCUGCAACUGUAAUGGAUUUGGAAGAUUUUAAGAUUUUUAACUAAGUCAAAAAUUUAUAAUGUUUAAAAUUUACCAACUUUACCAAACCGCUACUU